This is a messenger RNA of Ipomoea triloba (trilobed morning glory), 1245 nucleotides long. RefSeq lists its product as uncharacterized. The transcript is spliced from 3 exons. The record is from RefSeq and is a predicted model, not a curated record. The coding region runs from base 1 to 1245 and encodes 414 amino acids. NCBI's taxonomy places the organism in Eukaryota, Viridiplantae, Streptophyta, Magnoliopsida, Solanales, Convolvulaceae.
AUGCUUGUGUCAAACAAAAAGAAAAAUGGUGGACAGAAUAAGAAGCCGCAACAGACCAAGAAGACGACCAACCCUCGUCACUCCAGUAACAAUAAAUUCGGUGUUCUGGCCGAGGAAGCUGAGGAGGGGGAAUUGAAUCAACAAUCGAAGAAAGGUAACGCUAAACCUCCUAAUCCUAAGGUUUUUGUGAAUAAUUCGCAGCAGAAGGUGGUGCAGACAUCUAGAGGCUAUGCACGUAACAGAAACGUGCCCAACACCUAUGCCAACACGUCAGCUCCACAACCUGCGGUCCUCCCAUCUCCUCGGCAGAAUAUUAACUCCCGGGGUAGCACUCAGCCACAGGGGCGAGGUUUUGCAGGGGGUUUACUUCUCCUUUGGAAUCAAUCCAAUAUCAACCUCGAAAUUGUUGGGCAUACGUCUCAAUCUAUUCACUCUAAGGUGAAGCAAGGGAGUGACGAUUUAUUUAUCACUUUUUCCUAUGUUAGGCCAAACCUGUUGGCGAAAACUGGAUUCUGGGAGAAUUGCAGUCUUUUCGGCAAUAAUAUUCAGGGUCCUUGGGUCAUCUUAGGGGACUUUAAUGAUAUUGCCUCUACGGACGGACAAUGGGGUAGUGAUACCAUCAGUAAUUCUAGCCCCCAGCGUUUUGUGGAUGCAUUUAGCCUUUGCGGUCUCCUGGAUAUGGGGUUUUCAGGCCCGAAGUUUACCUGGUGUCGAUCGGUUGGUAACAAAAUUACCCAGCUGCGCAGGCUUGACAGGAUUUUUUGGAUUGUUAGAGUUCAAAUGGCUUUCCCCGAAUGCAAGGCUGCCACUCUUCCUAGGGUAUAUUCAGAUCACAACCCGGUUCUCUUCAUAGACGAAGCAGGGUCUCCCCCCGACAUUAAUACUCGUCCAAGGUGCUUUGAAGCAAUGUGGUUGACAAGAGAUGAUUAUAGUAGUAUCUGGAGAGAAGCCGCUCAAUCGACAAAUAACAACAUUGUGGACAUCAUUGUAGACUUGUCCGAGAAAAGCUUCCCGUGGAAUAGAAACGUUUUUAAAUACCCAUCAAAGAACAACCCUCCGCUUAAUAGGAGUUGGACAGAUGACCCGACAGUUAUUUCUCUCCACAUUAAUGACUUUUUUACCUCUCUUUUUCGCAGGACUGAGCGGGAAGAAUAUUCAGACAUGUCUAAUAUUAAUGAUUGCCAUAAAAUACCUACAGCUCAAGCUAACCGUCUGAGUCGUAGAGCUGCCCCAGCAGAAGUUUAA